CACUACUCUCAUCAGCUGGAGAGAGAGCGUGAAGAAGAAGAAUGGGGAGGCAUACCACCCCAUCUUGAAGAGCUAAUCAAGCAUGUGGAGAGAAACCCUUUCUACAAUUCUACUUCAGAGUGUGCAAAGGAGCAUCUAUGCAACUUUGAGCAGCUUUGCUACGACUAUGGAGUUGGAGAUAACCCCAAGAAGAUACAACUUUUCCAACUAUCUUUAGCUGGACAAGCCAAAGAAUGGGCUAAGUUCAACGCCCAACAUGCUUUCAAGACUUGGAAUGGAUACAAAGGAGCUUUCCUCUACAGAUUUGCUAAAGGUCCCAUUUAUGUUCCACCACCACGCCCCAGUAAUUUUUCGAUGGAUUUCCGACGGUUUUCAACAGCACAAAAACGGUCGCCAAAAGAGCGAAGACUGUCCAAAGCCGAUCUAUCGAGAAUCGACGCCCAAACCGCGCAGAACGGCCGGCCGAGGAACGCAUGUUCCGCUCUCGGCCAAAAUUGCGUCCGUCCGUCUGAAGUCUCGGCCAAAGUUCAAAACCGUUCGGCCGAUCAUGCAUCACGACCCGGGAAACUAAGACCCGCAGUCGGCCACGCCACGACCGUCCACGCCUCGCCGCGCACGACCAUGCCGCGCGAGCCGGGAAACAAAGCCUCGCGGCCGCGUAACCUAUCUCGCGUACCACGGCCGAUGGUUCCGGCUCGUCCCAAGUCCGGCCGAGAAACCAUCGACCAUUCCAUCAACCGUCCGACCACACCGGCCGACCGUUAA
Microthlaspi erraticum is the source of this 765-nucleotide messenger RNA. The record is from the annotation of a GenBank genome assembly. Lineage: Eukaryota; Viridiplantae; Streptophyta; Magnoliopsida; Brassicales; Brassicaceae.